Molecule: messenger RNA, 676 nt
Organism: Arachis ipaensis
Lineage: Eukaryota; Viridiplantae; Streptophyta; Magnoliopsida; Fabales; Fabaceae
Source: RefSeq, a predicted model, not a curated record
CGCCGCCACCCUAACUACCGCAGCUACCUUCUCCUUCUUCUCCUCUCUUUUAAACACUGAACCAGUAGAACACAUCCCCUGUCUCUCUCGUUCUUUCUCGUUCGCAGAACAAAUCAAGCUCAAGCUCCUGUUCUCUUCGUCUCAGGUGAGCUCCAGCGCGCCGGCGCCACCUGUAGCAGUGUCUGUCCCCACCACCGCCACGCCUCUCUCUCCUUUUAUUCCCACUCAGUUCUGGCUCGCAUAUCUUUUCAGCGCCGCAACCAUCAUCUCCUCCAGUCAAUGCUUCCAGAUAGAAAGAAAGCAAAAAGAAAAAGAUAUUGAAGGUGAAGGUGUAUGCGGACCGCAUGUCCCAACCAUCUCGUGUCGUUCUUAUCUUCUGCAAAGUUAAUGGAAUAGAAUUCGACGAGAUUAAAGUUGAAAUCUCCAAAAGACAGCAGUUAUCUCCCGAAUUUGCAGCUAUCAACCCUUUCAAGAAACUCCUUGCUAUUGUUGAUGGAAGGUUCAAGCUAUUCGAGAGUCACGCAACUCUUAUCUAUCUUGCUUCUGCCUUUCCUGGUAUUGCUGAUCAUUGGUUGGUAUUAUCCCCUUUUCACUUAUUUAAUCACAAUAAUUUUCUUAUGACUCCACAGAUAUGUGAAUGACCACAGCGUUAGGUACUUGGUUGUCACAUCUGCGU